CUCCAAACACUCUUCAUUUUUGUCUGACUUGAACCUAACUAAGCAUAACUUGAACUGCCUACACCGAGAGAGAAAGGAGUGGAAAGUUGACCACGAUGGAGAACGGUAUGAAGUUAUUGCUGUCUGUGACAGUGCUGCUGUCUUUGACCACCGCACGGACAGGUGCUAUGGAGAGUCAGGACAACCUUCAAGAGCUGGUGCAGAUCAGAGAAAAGAGACAGCUUUCAAAUCAGACACUGAGAGUCACUACCAUUCUGCAAAGUCCAUUCAUUAUGGCCAACCCUUCAGGAGGUUUCGAAGGAUUCUGUAUUGACUUGCUUCAAAUCUUCGCGGAAAAGUUAAAGUUCCAUUAUGAAAUCAAACUUGUAAAGGAUGGUUUCUACGGAAGCAAACUGGAAAAUGGAAAAUGGACAGGAAUGCUGGGAGAAUUGAUGGAAAAAGAGGCAGACAUGGCCAUCGCUCCAUUGACCAUCACCAUGGAACGUGAGAAGGCGUUCAGCUUUACCCGUCCGUUCAUGUCUGUGGGAAUUAGCAUCCUGAUACGUAAAGACUCCAACAGCCAGGGUGCCAGUCUUUUCCAGUUCCUGAGCCCAUUCACGGCUAACACCUGGCUCAGUCUGCUCAUCGCCUACACCUUGACCUGUUUCUGCCUGUAUCUUGCAGCAAGACUGAGUCCCAAUGAGUGGAGGGAGCCCGAAGUUGAAGAUACUCAUUUCUCACUGCUUGACAGUUUCUGGUUUGGAGCCGGAGCUCUCUCUCUACAAGGUGUGGGGCCACAUCCCAGAUCUCUGUCCACACGUAUCAUUGGGGCAACCUGGUGGCUGUUCAGCAUCAUUUUCCUGGUAGCAUACGCUACAUAUUUUGCAGCCUCAUUGAAUUCAGAGGCACAGGCGCCACUGAUCAAUUCCUUUGCUGACCUUGCAAAACAAAACGAAAUUGACUAUGGCACAGUAUAUGGCGGUUCAACGUUCUCAUUCUUCAAGCUCUCAAAGAUUGAAACCUACCAUAAAAUCUAUGAGAGAAUGAACAAUAAAGGUGAUUCUGUCUUAGUUCAUACAAUGAAAGAAGGGAUACAACGAGUGCUCAACUCCAACUACGCCCUGAUUGGUGAAUCCUCAACAAUAGACCUGGCUGUUGCAGAGCACUGCAACUUGAUGAGGAUCUCCAACUUUGCAGCUAUUAGGGGAUAUGGAAUUGCCACUCGCCUCGAUGACCCACUUAGAGACUAUUUAUCUCAGACCCUUUUGGAGCUUGAGGAAUCUGGACAACUUCAGCAGCUGCAAGCAAAAUGGUGGAAGUCUUCAUGUCAUUCUGAACACUCAGCAGGAUGGAGUCCACUGGAAGUAAAGCAGAUUGGAGGCACCUUCCUGUUUCUAGGAAUUGGAUUGUCGUUGGCCUUAGUUGUUGCUUGCAUCGAAUUGGCUGUGAAAUCAAGAAAAAAGGCUGAUCAAGAUAAAUCCUGUUGCAGCAUCUUCACUGAAGAAGUUAGCCUUCGGUUUAAAGAGAGAAGUGAUGCCAGUAAAAAGACCAAGGCCUGACUUAAUGAAGAUGUCUGUUCACUCUGAUGAUCCAAGCUAACCCACUUCAAUCCUUCUCCUAAUGCAAGUCAUAAGUUGAAUCAAACAACUGCUAACCUAGAAAACUGUAGCACAUACCUAAACAACCAACUUUGAAAAAGACUUACUUAUUUUAUGUAACUAGAAAUUGGUAAUUAAAAAGUUAAAAUGCAUUGUAAAAACAGGCUUUGGAAAUGAUGUUAGACAAUGCAGAAAUAAACUGCAACAGUACAUGUCAGAAGUAGGAAAUGUUUUCAAACCAAUUAAUUGCAAACAGACCAGGCGGGAUUGAGUCAUACUCCACAAGAUCUGAAGUCUGACUAUCCCAGUGGGCCAGCCAAUUCCAAGAAUUUAUCAUCUCUACUGGUGUUGGUUUUCGAAACCUUAGCCUGACUGUACAACGUGAGGGGCAAUUUUAAUUCAGUUCUUGGAUAAGUCUAUAGUACAAAGCUUACACUAACUUUGCACAAAAAGACAAAAGCAAUCUGAAUGGCCAAAAAAAGGGUUGCUCUCAAAUAUUGGAAGUACUAGUUCAACAAGGGAAAUUUGAGGUUAGGUGUAAGCACAUUGUUUUAUUUGACUGCACAAUCCUCAACAUUUAUAUUUUGUGCCUGACCUGGGGAACACAAUGCUUAAAAUAGGACAGUACUUUAUUCUCCAGCACCCUGCAAUUUAAAGAACUUUUUGAUUUAUUUUAAAACUUGCAUGGCUUUAUUUGUCACGCUACUUUAUCUAUUAUUUACGCAAUAUUCAGUAAAAGCUUCAUGUCAUGUCAGUGUUGAUUUAGACUGUUAUCUUAAUAAAAUAUUGUAUACAUA
This is a messenger RNA of Hemiscyllium ocellatum (epaulette shark), 2374 nucleotides long. Its product is annotated as probable glutamate receptor. Gene Ontology annotation, biological process: synaptic transmission, glutamatergic; monoatomic ion transport; modulation of chemical synaptic transmission. The record is from RefSeq and is a predicted model, not a curated record. The transcript is spliced from 11 exons. Gene Ontology annotation, molecular function: AMPA glutamate receptor activity; transmitter-gated monoatomic ion channel activity involved in regulation of postsynaptic membrane potential. Lineage: Eukaryota; Metazoa; Chordata; Chondrichthyes; Orectolobiformes; Hemiscylliidae. Bases 96 to 1538 code for a protein of 480 amino acids. Gene Ontology annotation, cellular component: plasma membrane; dendritic spine; postsynaptic membrane.